AUGUCGCGGACUCAAAGCUGGCUGUUCCUCGCGAGCUCGUCCACAAGGAGAGUCCCGCUGCUCGCCGGGCUCUCCCGCCUGUCAAGCUCCACCAAGGCAUUGACGCGGGCUCGGACAGAAGCCUCGACGUCAUCGACGACCACGACGACGACCAUUAGGUCGACAGCUUCCCUGCUGGCGGAGGCGUCCCGUGUAUCACCAUCGACGUACUACUACUACGGCGACGCCGCAGUGAGCGUCAUGUCCGUGCUGAUACUCGUCUUUAUGGUGCUCUCGGUCCUGGGCAAUGCGAUGGUAGUGCUGACGGUGGUGCGGCAUCGCGGCAUGCGCACGCGCACCAACAUGUUCAUUGUCAACUUGGCCGUCGCCGAUAUCCUGGUGGCUGUGCUGGACAUGCCCGUUUCGCUCGCCACGUUGCUCAGGGGAGACUGGACCCUUGGAUACGGAUUCUGUCAGUUCAACGGCUUCACCAUGGCGCUGUUGCUCAUGUGCUCCAUCCACACGCUCAUGUACAUGAGCGUCCACAAGUACGUGAGCAUCACGCGACCCUUCAGCAGGGCCAUGACCAAGCGGAGGGUGGGGUUCCUCAUCGCGGCAGCCUGGCUCUGGCCUUUCUUCUGCGCCCUCACUCCUUUUCUCGGCCUCACCAAAAUAGUAUACAAGAUAGGCGCGUCGCAGUGCGGCCCUGCGUACCCGCACUCGAUGAAGAUGUACGCCCACUCUGCGCUCAUCACGGUCACCAACUACUUCGUGCCGCUGAUUGUGAUGGGCUUCUGCUACUUUAACAUCUUCCGGGCCAUUGGCGAGCACAUGACACGCGUGAAGGCCACCUCUAACAUCAGCCUCCACAACUCGGUGACCCAGCAGAAGCGCAUAAACGUCACCCUGGUCCUGGUGCUGCUUUGCUUCCUGUUCUGCUGGACGCCAUACAUGAUCUACACCUUCGUCGUGAACAGCAGGACAAGCAAGACGAAGGUGCCCUACAUUCUCAACCCGGUGGCGUACUGGUUCGGCUACCUGAACUCUGCCUGCAACCCGAUCAUCUACGCCUUCCGGAGCCCGUCGUUCAGACACGGCUACAAGGAACUGCUCUUCGGGAGCGGCGUCACCGUCGUCAGCUGCGAAGGUGAGGCGCCCUUCCUGUGGCUUCCUUCAGACGCCGCGCUCUGGGUGAAUGAAGCGCCGGCAGGAUGAGGAAGUGGGCCAUCACGCCGUUCCGGUUGGA
Ixodes scapularis (black-legged tick) is the source of this 1225-nucleotide messenger RNA. RefSeq names its product dopamine D2-like receptor. The transcript is spliced from 2 exons. Gene Ontology annotation, molecular function: G protein-coupled receptor activity. The record is from RefSeq and is a predicted model, not a curated record. Gene Ontology annotation, biological process: G protein-coupled receptor signaling pathway. Lineage: Eukaryota; Metazoa; Arthropoda; Arachnida; Ixodida; Ixodidae. Bases 1 to 1194 code for a protein of 397 amino acids. Gene Ontology annotation, cellular component: membrane.